UGCCUUCUCAGGUGCAGAAGUAGCCAAAGAUGAGGGGCAAGGAGCAGCGGCAGUAUUACCACGGCAAGGACAGUGUCCCCCCCCACCCCACCCCCUUCACCCUGCAGCUUCCUUCUCCUUGGGCAGUCCCAGUGUGUCCCCCAUGAAGCUAAGAGCCCCAGGCUCUGGGGCUCUGUCAGGAUGGAAAUGAAGCAAGGCUGGCAGGGCCUAUUGGAAGAGGUGUGAUCCAACUCUCGGAUACAAUGUGUGAGAAGACACUGGCACCAGCUGAGACUAGAACGAGGCAGGCAAUGUGUUGGCAAAGCAGCACCCUCUCCUGACUGCGUGUGUAAUUAAGGUUUAAAAUCCUCAUUAAACAUUAGGCUGCCAAGUUGAGUUGGGGCCCAGAUCCGGGUUGCCCCCAAAACUGGUUCAGAUCUGAUCCCAAGUGCUUGAUCAGGCCCCAGAUCAGAUCAGGGUGAUGGUGCACAGACCUCAUUUAUACCAUGGAAGAGCCAAUGGAAUAUAAGAGGAGAAACCUGUAUAUCUAGCAGCUGUUAACUUGAAUUCCCCGUCAUUACAAAAGAACCAGUUCAGACAGGUUUCCCCAGAAAUCCUGCGACGAGUUAGCAUUGCAUCCCAUUUGAGCAAUGGCCUGCAGUUGUUUGGAUGGGUGUCACAUGGUUAUGUAACAAAUUCUCAGAGAUGAUUACUUCCUCAGUGGGCGGCUGUCACCUGACAUACAGAACUUAUGCUGUUGGUUGCCACAUGGGUCAAAGAGAGCCAUCCUGGUUGCAUGUUUGAGACCAAACCAGCCUUGCUUGUUAUUUGAUCCUGCGGAAGCACCAGGACAUUGGCUCUCACUCUGCAGUGUCCUGUGCUCUGCAGGGAAGAAUGGAGCCACAGCGGGGCGAGAUGCUGAUGAGGAACAACCAGGAAUGGUGCCCAGAGAGAAGGAAAGAGGAGCAGCCCAAGGCAGCAGAUGUGACUGGCGGAGGACCACUGCAGGGAGCGUCUCCUUUAAGCCCCAAGGUGGUGCCAGUAGAGGGGAACGGUUGCCAGGAUGGAGGUGAGAGGAGGCUAGGACAAGGGGUCUCCCCAAGCCGAGAGGACGCAGGUGUCAAGGGACAGCUGCCAAAUGGCUCCAGAAGAGAAGGCCCUUCGGAAGAGGAGAUUUCAGAAGAACACAGCCUAAGGGCCCCCCAAGGCAAUUCAGGCCUAGGCAAAGAUGGAAGUCUCACUUCACCCCAAGGAAACAAGAUGAGCAUAUUUAAAAGACCAGCCAAGGAGGACCUGGAGCCAACUGGAGGGAGGAGGUCUGAGGAAUCCCUGAUGCGGGAGCUCUCUGAAAUGGUCCAGGAUGUGGUGAAGAACAGCAGCUGGUGGGAGAGGCAUGGCAUUGACGGCACAAUCAUCGCUUUGAACCUUCUCUCCCUGCCAGUAGGGUUCCUGCUUCUGCGUUCUGACAAUCUGUUUCCUUUCCUGUUGGGCAUUGCCAUCUUGGGUGUGGUACAUCAAACCCUCGCUGUGAAGGGGAGCCACCUGGCCACCCACAAUGCUCUGGCAGAGUCCAAGUCCUGGGGGAAAAUAUGGGCCAUAUUCUUCCUUGAGGUUUGCACUGCUUUCACGGCAGAACAGGCGUCCUACAACCAUGUGAAAAUCCACCAUGCUUACACAAAUGUCAUCGGCCUGGGAGACUCUAGCACAUGGAAGCUUCCCUUCCUGAACCGCUAUGUUUACAUGUUCAUUUCACCCAUCGCAGUGCCCAUCCUCACCCCUUUUGUAGCCAUUGGCUUGCUUAAAGAAGUUGAAUUGAAGACAGCCAUCCGGACGCUCUGUUGCAUGUUUGUUGGCCUAUACUCCCAUUACUGGCUGCUGAUCAACAUCUCAGGUUUCCAGUCCAUGUGGUCUGCUCUCAGUUGCAUGCUGGUCACACGAGCUCUCCUUUCUCACCCUUACAUCCAUGUUAAUAUCUUCCAGCAUAUUGGCCUCCCAAUGUUCGCAGCUGACAAAAAGCCCAAACGGAUUCACAUGAUGAGCUGCGGCGUUCUGAACUUGCCUCGGAAUCCCCUGCUGGACUGGGCCUUUGGGCACUCGAUCAUCAGCUGUCACGUGGAGCAUCAUCUCUUCCCAACACUUUCUGAUAACAUGUGCCUGAAGAUCAAGCCAAUUGUUUCCCGGUACUUGAAAGAGAAGAAGUUGACAUACAAUGAGGAUUCUUAUUGGUCCCGCCUGAAGUUGUUCCUGGCCAAAUAUGAAGAACUAAUGGUUCACGCACCACCUAUUUCUGAACUUGUUGGGAUUCAGUGACGACUCUUCUAGGACACACAGCUAUUAUAAACCUAAGGCAAGACUGCUCUUUCCCAGGAUCAAGAAUUUUAGAAUUCAGAUUAGGAACUGGAUCAAGCUAUCAAGGGGAACACCAGCAUGUCUUUAAUAUCUUCCAUAUGGACAAGUAGAUAACCUUUUGGAUAAGAAACUGCAUCUGCUCAGUGAUGUGUCAAAGGGGAGAUCAGUUGCUCCUAUAGAAGAGAUAUUUUUAAUACCUGGACUCCCCUCCCCGCUCUCUUUUAAUUUUGCACACCAACAACUUUGAUGCAUCCUUCCCAUGAAUUAUAGGGUAGGGAUGGCGAACCUGCAGACCCUCCAAUCAAGACAUGGCUAGAUUAGAAUUUCAUUAUCCCUAACCAUGUUUGCUGGGGCUGAUGAGAGUUAUGUUUCAGCAACAAAUGGAGAGCCACAAGUGUGCCACUCCUGCUGUAACGGCUGGGUCAUGCGUUAUCCCCCCCCCCCAUUUAAACAAAUGUAAUGUUCAUGUCAGGAAACACUUGCACACGGCAAGAUGGUUGAGUGCUGUUCCCCUGCACAACUUUGGUGUAUGGCUCAGAUCAGAUUGAUGCUGAUUUAUGAAUCCACAAUAGAGGAAAUUUCAUACUGCUUUCCAUACAUUACAACAGAACAUGAAAUGUGUGGAGGUUCUGUCUGCAAGGGGGAAAGUAACACAUGAAAGAUCAAGUUGACUCCUGUCCCAGCGCGGAAAGUAUAACUCAGGGACUUUGUUAAAUUUAGCUAAAUCACUUUGUUAAGUCAAGCCUCCAAUCUAGGACAAUUGAAAAGGUGAUACUUCUCCAUGGAAUGAUUGAUGGGCCUUGAAGGCAAAUGUCUCAAACUGCCAAAAUGGAAGUUACCUCUACAAAUGAUGACAGCCAAUAACCCAUGGAUGGUAGACGUCUUACAAGAAUGACGAUGUGGGGGAAGCCUAUAUUAAAGACUGCUGCUGUUGAAAUUAUUAUGCAAUUGGGGGGGGAGGGGAUAGGAAGAAAAUGAAUUCUUAUAACCCCCCUCCCCUAAAAUUUUCUGCGAUGGAGAACUUACGUUCUUGAGAUAAAACUGGGAAUGCAAAUUUA
Messenger RNA from Zootoca vivipara (common lizard), 3386 nucleotides. It is a transcript of the gene FADS6, whose product is annotated as fatty acid desaturase 6. NCBI's taxonomy places the organism in Eukaryota, Metazoa, Chordata, Lepidosauria, Squamata, Lacertidae. The record is from RefSeq and is a predicted model, not a curated record. Gene Ontology annotation, molecular function: oxidoreductase activity, acting on paired donors, with oxidation of a pair of donors resulting in the reduction of molecular oxygen to two molecules of water. Gene Ontology annotation, cellular component: membrane. Gene Ontology annotation, biological process: lipid metabolic process.